CAACAAUCUUGCGGUACGCGGAUGGGAAUUACAGUGCCAACGGGUUGUGAAAACUAUGAAGCACCACGGCUAGGAACUUACGGAAAUGAGGGAAAACAGUUUCCACCGGGAGCUAAAUGUUUUUUUUUUGUUUUGCACUACACCUGCGUAACUAGACUAGGAAAUGAACAGAAUCAUCUGUUAACACGACGGAAUCCCAUUUCAAGUAAAUGCGUGGUAGUGUGAGUAGAGGCGCGCGCGUGUGUGCGCUUACAUUCGAGCAGAAACAAAGAGGGAGUGAGAGAGCCAGAGUUGCUCAAAUUUACUGUCAAUAACAAAAAAUGAGCAAAACUUUAGCAGCUGACAUCUGUCAAAUGAGAGAGCGAGAGAAAGAGCGAGAGAGAGAGGGAGUCAAGGGAAAAGUCAAGGGGCAGCUUUGUUUACGUUUCCGUACGUACGGAAAAUGUUGUGAAGGGGAUUUUUUGCGGAAGGUGAUAGCGAGUUAUCUGGAGUGUAAUUUAUCUACCGAACCCCCACGAAAUGGUCAUUUUUGGCGUGUAUAUUGUGAACAAAUCCGGUGGGUUGAUAUUCAACCUGGACCAUAAUCUGCCCAAAAUCGAGACGGAGAAAACAUUCAGCUACCCGCUGGACAUCAGUUUGGAGUAUGAACCGAAACGGAUUUCCGUUGCAUUUGGGCAGCGAGAUGGAAUUAAUGUGGGCCAUCACUUGAUCGCCGUGAACGGGAUGCAGGUAAACGGAGCGGUCCUGGAGGAUGGGCGUGAGGUGAAGGAAAUCAUCGAAAGCAAGGACAGCUAUCCGCUGUCGCUCAAAUUCAGCCGGCCGAAGAUGACGACGAAUGAGAAGAUUUUUCUGGGCAGCAUGUUCUACCCGCUGUUUGCCAUUGCCAGCCAGCUAAGCCCGGAACCGAAAAGUAGCGGCAUUGAGGUGCUGGAAGCCGAUACAUUCCGAUUGCACUGCUUCCAGACGCUGACGGGCGUAAAGUUUAUGAUAUUCGCGGAAACGGUGCAGCCGGGCAUUGAUGUGCUGCUGCGACGGAUCUACGAGCUGUACGCGGAUUAUGUGCUGAAGAAUCCGUUCUACUCGCUCGAGAUGCCGAUCCGGUGCGAGCUGUUCGAUACGAAUCUGCAGACGUUGUUGGAUCAGGUGGAGAAAGGUGGUGUGGCUAGUAUUUAGGCUGAGGUUCAGUUCAGGACGUACAUUAAGCAAAACAUCCAUAAAUAAACACAUAAAUAAAUGCUCCCCGUGGAAUGCAAGUUCCUACGUCUGUAGUUUGGGGAAAGUUAAA
Messenger RNA from Anopheles stephensi (Asian malaria mosquito), 1285 nucleotides. RefSeq names its product trafficking protein particle complex subunit 4 (gene Trs23). Bases 520 to 1173 code for a protein of 217 amino acids. Gene Ontology annotation, cellular component: TRAPP complex. NCBI's taxonomy places the organism in Eukaryota, Metazoa, Arthropoda, Insecta, Diptera, Culicidae. The transcript has 2 exons. The record is from RefSeq and is a predicted model, not a curated record. Gene Ontology annotation, biological process: endoplasmic reticulum to Golgi vesicle-mediated transport.